Messenger RNA from Brassica napus (rape), 2199 nucleotides. Its product is annotated as subtilisin-like protease SBT4.2. Gene Ontology annotation, biological process: proteolysis. The transcript is spliced from 9 exons. Gene Ontology annotation, molecular function: serine-type endopeptidase activity. Lineage: Eukaryota; Viridiplantae; Streptophyta; Magnoliopsida; Brassicales; Brassicaceae. The record is from RefSeq and is a predicted model, not a curated record. Bases 1 to 2199 code for a protein of 732 amino acids.
AUGGGUUUUGGCUUCUCGUCUGAUUCAGUGAUCGAAGGAGCUGAACAAAACCCAUCGUCGCUUUUCGAAGCUUUAACGAAAAGACCUUCGCGAAGGACCCCUUUAAAAACCACCGAUUACACUCCUAUGUCUCAUCAUCAUAAUAUCCUUCAAGAAGUUGUCAAAUCAAGGUUUAAGACUCUGUUAGCCUUAUCAUUUAUUGUAUACGUCAUCGUUUAUCACUUGUCUUUAUUUUCUCUUUUGUUCUGCAGUUCCGUAGAAGAUUCUUUGGUCAGAAGUUAUGGAAGAAGUUUCAACGGUUUUGCAGCCAAACUCACUGAAUCUGAAAGAGACAACCUUGCUGGCAUGGAAGGUGUAGUUUCGGUAUUCCCAAGCACCUUUUAUAAGCUUCUUACGACAAGGUCUUACGAGUUCAUGGGACUUGGUGACAAGAGCAAGCAAGUUCCUGAGGUGGAGACCAAUACAAUAGUUGGUGUAAUAGACGGAGGAAUAUGGCCUGAAUCCAAGAGCUUUUCAGACGAAGGCAUUGGCCCUAUACCAAAAAAAUGGAAAGGAACUUGCGCUGGAGGAACUAACUUCACAUGCAACAAAAAGUUGAUUGGAGCACGACACUAUGUGCAAGACUCGGCGAGAGAUGAUGAUGGUCACGGGUCACACACGGCUUCAACAGCAGCUGGAAACAAAGUAAAAGGAGUGAGUGUAAACGGUGUGACCAAAGGAACGGCUAGAGGUGGUGUGCCUCUAGGUAGAGUUGCCGUUUACAAAGUUUGCGAGCCAGCAGGUUGCAACGCAGAAGGUAUUUUAGCUGCGUUUGAUGAUGCUAUAGCCGAUGGAGUCGAUGUUAUAACCAUUUCCAUGGGAGGAGGUGCUAUUGGAUCAUUUCAUGCCAUGACCAAAGGGAUUGUUACCACAGUAGCUGUCGGGAACGACGGUUCUAAACCUGGACUAGCGUCUAACCUUGCACCAUGGCUCAUAUCCGUGGCUGCAGGUACAACUGAUCGAAGAUUUGUUACUGAUGUGGUUAAUGGAGAUGGCAAGACGCUUCAUGGAAGAUCGAUCAAUGACUUCGACUUAAAGGGAAAGAAGUAUCCUUUGGCAUAUGGAAAAACUGCUUCAAAUAACUGUACAGAGGAGCUAGCAAGGGGUUGCGCCAGUGGUUGCCUGAACACGGUGCAGGGAAAGAUCGUUGUGUGCGAUGUUCCAGAUAAUGUUAUGGAACCUAAAUCAAUGGGAGCUGUUGGAGUUAUCCUACAUGUAACUGAUGUUGAUUCUCCGGGUCUUGGUCCAAUUCCGGUCGCAACCUUAGAUGAUACCAACUAUGAUGCAUUCAGAUCUUACGUUCUCUCCUCACCAAACCCACAAGGAGCUAUACUGAAGACUGAGACAGUUAAAGACAACAAUGCUCCGAUUGUUGCUUCCUACUCUUCUCGUGGUCCAAACACUCUCUUUAGCGACAUUUUGAAGCCUGAUAUAACAGCUUCAGGAGUGAAUAUCUUAGCAGCAUAUUCACCAUUGGGUCAAACUGCACUUCCUGGACAAAGCGUGGAUUACUAUUUCAUGUCUGGAACAUCUAUGGCUUGCCCUCAUGCCGCUGGUGUAGCUGCAUAUGUCAAGACAUUCCAUCCUGAUUGGUCUGCUUCUGCUGUCAAAUCUGCUAUCAUGACUACUGCUUGGGCGAUGAACGCUUCGAAAAAUGCAGAAGCUGAGUUUGCAUACGGAUCAGGACAUGUUAACCCUACAGCGGCAGUUGAUCCAGGGCUUGUUUACGACAUAGCCAAAGAGGAUUACUUAAACAUGCUCUGCUCUUUGGACUACUCAGCCAAAGGCAUUAGUACUCUCGCCGGUGGAGACUUUACUUGUUCCGAGAAAUCAAAGCUGACCAUGAGAGAUCUCAACUACCCUUCAAUGACAGCCAAAGUUCCAGCUUCUUCAUCAUCCUCAGAUAUCACAUUUUCAAGAACGGUCACCAACGUUGGGAGAAAUAUAUCCACUUACAAAGCAAAACUGACUGGGAACCCUAAACUCAGUAUCACGGUUGAGCCACAGACACUCUCUUUUAAGUCAUCUUGGGAGAAGAAGAGUUUCACUGUUACCGUCUCCGGCAAGAGUCUUGCACAAAUUUCUGGUAUUGUGUCGGCGUCUCUGGUUUGGUCGGAUGGAUCACACAACGUAAGAAGUCCUAUUGUUGUAUAUACUUAA